UCCUGCGAUGGCUGCCGUCGGCAGGAACUGUCAUUUCAGGGAGACCAAAACACCAUUCAGACGGAAAAAAAUGCCUUUUAAUUUACACUGGACUCUCACUGUUCUUAUUUUUAUCGCAAGUCGGUGUUCCGCCGACGAAGACCAUGAAAUGGAAGAGUUUUUGAAGCGCGAGUAUUCCCUAUCCAAGCCUUACCAAGGUGUGGGAUCCUUGGGCUCCUCCCACUGGGAGCUGAUGGGGGAUGCCAUGGUAACCACCGACCAGGUGCGCCUCACACCUGACAAGCAGAGCAGGCAGGGGGCGGUGUGGAGCCGAAUUCCCUGCCAUCUGAAUGACUGGGAGAUGCAAGUGCACUUUAAGAUUCACGGGCAAGGAAAGAAGAACCUGAAUGGUGAUGGAUUGGCCAUUUGGUACACUAAGGAACGCAUGCAGAAAGGUCCUGUAUUUGGUCAUAUGGACAACUUCACUGGCUUGGGUGUGUUUGUGGACACAUAUCCCAAUGAGGAGAAACAGUUGGAGGCGCAGAAGAAAAGAUAUACUCCUCGCACACAGAGGAUCUUCCCCUUCGUUCUGGCCAUGGUCGGCAAUGGCACCAUCAGCUACGACCACGAGAGGGACGGUCGGCCCACAGAGCUCGGCGGCUGUAACGCCAUGGUGCGCAACCUCAAACAUGACACCUUCCUCUUCAUCAGAUACAUCCGCCGCAGACUUACGGUGAUGAUCGACAUUGACGGGCAACAUGAGUGGAGGGACUGCCUGGACAUCCCCGGGGUGCGGCUCCCCAAGGGCUAUUAUUUUGGAGCGACAGCCGUCACUGGAGACCUCUCAGACAACCAUGAUAUCAUUUCCCUGAAACUCUACCAGCUGACUGUGUUGAGGAGUAAACAGGAAGAGGAGGAGCAAGAGGAGGAGAUAACCAUACCGAGUGUCGACAACUUUGAACUACUCCGAUUGGGUCAGACGGACGAAGGGAUGAGCGCAGUGGCUAUUUUCUUCACCGUGUUCUUCUCCAUUCUGGGUUGUAUCUUCCUCAUCGUCAUCGGCCUGGUGGUCUACAGCCACUGGCACGAGAGCCGGCGCAAGCGCUUCUACUGAAAAAGACGUGAUGGUGAUAAUAUAAGAGAGUGUGGUCUUUGAGACAACAUUCAAACGUAACUGGAGGACCAUAGAGCAGUGGGUUGUUUUAUCCCACUGCAGAUGGAGUCGAUGUAGCACCUGCUACAACAGAAGCCAUCUUCCGAUUUCCCCACUGGUAGUCAUGAAGCAGUAGUAGGACUUUAUUCUGCUCCUCAACCACUGCCUGAUGCUCACCAACUCCGCCUUACUCCACCUCUGAUCAUGUUUCACAGCGAACAUGCAGUUACAUCACAAGACUUCAUUUUCUGUGACUGUGUGCUGGAAAUGACCUUCUCUGAGAUUUUUCAGCUGGAUGAUGUUUUUAGAAAUUAAGUUAUAUGAACUAAUCUAUUGUGUUCCUACAUGUGGUCUACAUGCAAUAUGACUUGAAGAGCCAACCAAAACAAUAAUCUACUUUUAAAAACGAUUGUGAUCUUACUUUGUAGCUUCUUGUGAACUGAAGAUUAAUCUCAUCUUUAAAAGAACAAAAAAAACAAUUCAGUGCUCGGUAAUCAAUCCUGUAAGUUUUGUGAAUGAACUUUAUAUAGAGCAUCGAAGAUUAUAUUCUCAUCCUGUAGGUGAAGUAUGCAUGAUAGUUAAUGAGGUGUGUGAAGAAUUAAAGACGUCUACACAGGGCGUUUGUGAAACCGUGUCAUUGGUGCAUGUCGCAAAGAUUUUGUGUUUCAGGGAGAAUAUUUGAUUCCAGCAAUCUGACAACACGUUUUGAUUCAUAUUUCCCUUUUUCAGAGUUCAUGUACGGAUUUAAGAAAGGAUUUUUUGACAGUGAAAGCAAGUUAUUCGUAACAUAUUUGAAAAAAAGAUGCAUUUAAAUAUCUAGUUUGCACUGAAGAGAGGGCUGAGAAUGAUUCAUGAGAAUUUGAAUGACUACUCAGUAAUGUAAGUAUUCCCCUCAACUCUUUUAUUGACACUUCUUUUUUUGCACAUUGAAUCCUAUAAAUGGCCUUUUUGUUUGUGUUGUUCUUUUGUGUUGAUUGAGUACAUGUUUUAUCACUGAGCUGAACAAACAUACAAACAGGUUUGGGCUCAGGAUGCUCUGUUUGUUUUGAGGUGUUGACUAAAUGUGUGUAAUGUAUGUAUGUUCAGGAAAAGGUUCCAAGCCUCAUGGAAGCAUCAGAUAUGUUUUAUCUUGUGUUUGGACUUCCUCAUGUCUUACAGCCACUUUGACAACCAUCCUACCUUAUUCACAUUCUUCUGUGUUUCUUUCUGUUUGAUUUGUAAGAAAACGGUCUGCCUCAUGUAUCCAAUGUGUGCCCCACCAUUUUUUGUUCCUGUUACUUUGUCCAGAACUUAUUUAACGUGUCAUUAAAAGCAAAACCAGACCUGUGUAUGAGCUCUGCUUGUGAGUAAUGGUAAGCUACAUAUACGAGCAGAUGAAGGCUUUGAAUCGAAACGCAUCUGUUGUUGAUCUACCCUGACGAUAUACUUUAAAGGACAUCUAGUGUGUUGACUUCUCAGUUUUCUGUGUAGUCUUUUUUGCUGUCGUGCACCUGACGUUUUGUAACUGUUUGAGUGUGCUCCUUUUUUGCUGUUUUAAUCUACAUAUACACACCAUUUAGUAAUAAUUUGACAUUUGGAAAGUUAAAUCUACUCUUUAUUAGGGACAAAGAUAGAAAGUUUAAGUAUCAGCUGCAGUGCUCUAUAGGAACGUUAUGAUCAAAACUUUUCAGCUUUCAAUUUGGGUUAUUUUGAUGUCUGGAUGUAAAUCGCCUCUCCAACAGCAAUACGAUGAUCCUACUGAGUGGAGCCCUGUUUGCCAUCUCAGUGUUAAACAUUAAUAUAAGCAUUGUUACACAAGAGGGAGUAAUAUUGUACUGAAUAUCAGCACAGCUGUGAUUUGGUCAGACUUGGUAAUAACAGCCCUCAGCUGAUGUUACAGUACAACAGAACAACCUCAGAUGUGAUGUGACUUUUACACUAUACGUAGUUCUCAAAGUGGAAUUACUUUUCAGGAAACAGCGAAAUACAACACAUUUAUUUACUCCAUUAUCAGAACUAGUUCCCCGGCGGGAUUGGACCUCGACUAUUGUAAAGAAACACUCGGGCACUGAUGGACCUAGCGGUUAGGUCAAUCCCCAGGCCACAGUCCUACAAGCGGGAGGCCCAGGUUCAUGUCAUUCCUCGCUCUAUCUUCCGAUAUCCUCUCUUUUUCCUGCACACUUGAUACCUGUCUGUAUGUUACCACAGACCAGUUACUUUGUGUUAUGUGCACUCAUCUAUGGGUUUCCUUUUAUUCUGAAAGAAAAAUACUUUAGUGAUUUUAUCAUCCCGACAGAGUUUUUGCUGUGACGUUGAUUAAUAGUAUUUAACGCACUUGCAGCUCGGUGGUUUAAUAUAUUUAAGUCCCAGCGCAGUUGUACUGUAUAUAAGCGGUCAUGUAAUGCCUCUUGUCUAAAACUAGCUGUUGUAUAUUUCUACUUAAGCACCCGGAAGCAUUGUCCCCAGCCUUUACAAUUCUCACAACACUUGGAAAAGCAACCUGAGGGUAAAUGGAUGAAAAGAAACAGACUUGAGGUUAAAAAAUGAACAAAAAGCCUUGAGUGCCAAUGAUUGUUUUAUUAAAAAAAUAAAAUACAAAUGAUGACCCAACAAGAACACCGCAGACUCCUUACUAAAACAAGAGCGUUUUUUUUUUUGUUUUUUACCAUCAUUCAGUGCUUUCAUUUUUUUGUCUCUUUUUUCUCUUAACUCAGUUUGGCUUGUUUAAAGUUAGUAGGAAAACAAAUGCAAGAAGAGUCUGGUCUGGUUGAAGGUUCCUGCUUCCUUCUCAAACUAGGAUUUUGGCAAAAAAAAAAAAAAAUCCACUUUAAUCAAAUGUAGCACCUCAAUGUGUUCGGGUGUUUGGUUUUUAUCAGCGGUGGUGACGGUGAAAGGACAUUUUAGAAUUUGUGUGAAAGAAAGCAUCACAGUGAUCAUGGGAAUAUUGUUUCUCUUCUCUAAUUCAGUGUUGAGGGGCCAUCGAAACGUUCCUGCAUUACCCUUCUGUGUUUUUGUUUCUGACUGUGUUCCAUGUUGAGGUCCUUCAUAUGUUUAGUAUACAAAAGUUUUGAAAUUGAUGUUGUUACAACUGAGGAUUAAAAGGCAACAGUUAAA
Messenger RNA from Labrus bergylta (ballan wrasse), 4225 nucleotides. It is a transcript of the gene lman2la, whose product is annotated as lectin, mannose-binding 2-like a. Gene Ontology annotation, cellular component: Golgi membrane; COPII-coated ER to Golgi transport vesicle; endoplasmic reticulum membrane. Gene Ontology annotation, molecular function: D-mannose binding. NCBI's taxonomy places the organism in Eukaryota, Metazoa, Chordata, Actinopteri, Labriformes, Labridae. Gene Ontology annotation, biological process: endoplasmic reticulum to Golgi vesicle-mediated transport. The record is from RefSeq and is a predicted model, not a curated record.